This is a messenger RNA of Helianthus annuus (common sunflower), 917 nucleotides long. RefSeq names its product neurogenic locus notch homolog protein 2. The coding region runs from base 69 to 698 and encodes 209 amino acids. The record is from RefSeq and is a predicted model, not a curated record. The transcript has 6 exons. Lineage: Eukaryota; Viridiplantae; Streptophyta; Magnoliopsida; Asterales; Asteraceae.
ACACUUUUAGUUGCCAUCUAAAAACAUAUAUAACAGAAGAUCAACACAAGAUCAAGAAAAUAUAUGCAAUGGCCUCAUCCAUAUUUUCACUUGCUUCCACUUCUUCUAUGCUACUUGUUCUCGUGUUCCUGUCCUCAACGGCUAAAUCAAACUUCAAUAUAUCAUCUCCAUACAUCGAUAACCUUUGUAAUGGAAUCAGCUGUGGAAGAGGAAACUGCUCAGUUGAUGUUGCUAGACCAUUUAGCUUCGUUUGCAAGUGCGAUCCUGGAUGGCGAAGAACUUUAGGUUCUGGCAACGAAGAUGAUCUUCAGUUCCUUCCUUGCGUCAUUCCCAACUGUUCUAUGGACUACUCAUGCAUACCAGCUCCUCCUCCGACUCCUCCCAUCCCUAAUAAUAUUUCUAUCUUCGAUCCUUGUUACUGGACAUACUGUGGAGAAGGUACAUGCAGCAAUAAUAAUUAUACAUGCCACUGCAAUCCUGGAUACACCAAUCUCUUGAACAUCUCCUAUUUUCCAUGCUUCAGCGACUGUGCUAUUGGAGCCGAUUGCAGUAGACUUGGAGUUCGGUCAUCAGCCACAACGUCCCCUCCCGGUGAUAGCAGCCAAGGAGAUAGCAGUCAAGGUAUCAGGUUUCUUUCUGGAGGCUUCCAUUGUAUUGGAGUCAUAAUGAUGUGUGUAGCCUUGGUUCUAUGGAAAUAGGAAACAUGGUUGGGUUGUUAUGUUAUGGUUGAUAUAUAUAUGUACACACCAUGUAUGUACAGAAGAUUGUUUGUGUAAAAAUAAGAUCUUUUGCCUGUACAAGUAAAAGAUCAUUGUAGCCUUUGUGUAUACAUGUGUUUUUCCCUAUGUUAGGGGCCACAUGACCUAUGUAAAAACUGAUGGGAUGAAUAAUUGGAAUUAAGAUAUAUUUUUGUUCAA